CCAAGGCAAACACCCCCUUAAUUGUUCCUUUUCUGAUAAUGAAAUAUAGUGUUUGUUGCUGGAGGUGGAUGAUUGCAGUGGAAGGUUGACGGUGGUGGCUAAAGUAGAUGGUGUUUGGUCGGAGAAGAUUGCCUAUAUAUAACUUAAUGGUAAAUUAUGUAAACAAAUUUUAACAAUAAAUCAUAUGAAAAAUACACUAACGAGUUACGGGUAAUACUAAAUCGUAAUUAGAGUUUAAGAACAAUUCAUAUUAGUUUGAAAUGACGUGGACGGAACUCGCCUCCCAAAAUCUUCUCUUCCCUUAAACCCUAGCAAUCAAAUUAAUACUUCACUUCACCACAACAAAAACCCACAAAUGAUCUGCCCCAAAACUUUCCGUUUGCAUCAAAUUCGCACACUCUUAAACCCUAAUUUACACACUGAAACCCACUUGAUUCCUUUCAUCAAUACCAAAUCAUCGUCACCCAGUUCUAUUUUUAGCCGGAGCGUAUCGCUUUCUUCUCAAUUCCAACACAAAUUCGCUACGCAAGAAGCAAAUGGGAAGUCAAAGAAACCGUUGGAAAUCCUUUUCGCAGAAGAAGUUGGGUUAUCUAAAGCAGACACUAAAAACAGUGAAGAUGAAAAGGGAAAACUCAAGAAAAGUUUGAGAAAAUUGGAGGUGGAAUUGGGAAGAUAUAAAAAAGAUUCAACGAAAGAAACAAAGUGUUUAUCAAGUAUAUUUUCGAAGCCACUGGACACCCUUUUCACAGAAGCAGUCGGAUUAUCAAAAACGGGUGAACAAGACCACAUUGAUGAUCAAGAAUCAAAAAAGGGUGUGCAGAUAUUAUCGAGUUUGUUUAUGAGUACUGAUCAAAGAGGGAAAUCAAAAACAGAGUCGAAGAAAGUAGAGAAAUCAAUGGAAUUUAAGAAGCUAUCACCAGAUAUGGCUAUGUUCGCUAAUUUUUUGCAUUCAAAAGGGUACUUAUCGAAUGCAAACUUUCUCCUAAACAAUAAAUUCGAUGUUUCUUGUUUCGAGAACAACUAUGGCCGAGAUUUCUUGAAGUUUGCAGCUGAAAAGUUUGCCAAAGAUCAUCGAGACAUCUACAGGUGGUUGUCAAAUGGUGAUUUGAAAAAGGUUGCUCAAUUCGGAUGCCCUUCCCUUGGUAGAAAGAAUGUUUUUUCCUCCAAAGCCAUGCGCCAUUCUUUUGGGAUUCAAGAAGAACCCGUAUGUAGCAAAUGCGCGUUAAAAGAUUCGUGCAAAUUUGUUAACCAAAGCGUAUGGAAAAAGGGGGCGAAAAAUGUUGACUUGACUGUGGUGAUGAGGGUUAUAAUUUUGUAUGCUCUUGAAGCCGUACCUAAUGAAUUAAAAGUGCCUGAUGAUAUAAAGAAUACAGUUAAUCGGUUGCUGAAAGAAGUCGUUCGUUUAAGUGAAAUUGAAUCUUGAAUUUAUUUUGUAAUAGGUAUUGAUUUAUAAGAGCAUCAAAUAAUUUGUGUGUUUCUUUGAUAGUGAAAUUAAUUUCAACGGGAAAUUUUUGUUUUAGGGAAUGUAGGUUAAAAAUGACUCUUAGUAAGAAAUAACCAUAUAAAUAUAUAUUUGGAAAAUUUAGGGGUCGUUUGAUAA
Molecule: messenger RNA, 1600 nt
Organism: Lactuca sativa (garden lettuce)
Lineage: Eukaryota; Viridiplantae; Streptophyta; Magnoliopsida; Asterales; Asteraceae
Product: craniofacial development protein
Source: RefSeq, a predicted model, not a curated record